AUGAGGGACAUCAGCAAUCCCGAGGAUUCGGGAGGACGACCGACGAAGCUCAGUGUCUACGGUGAGGUACAGGAUGCCAAAAGUGAGAAUGGGGGAGCAGUUAGGAGCUUGGAGAUGAAGGUCAGAGCUUAGAAAACGACACUCGGAUGCAGUGGAAGGGACGACACUGAUUUGGGCUACCGUGCCACUAGGAAACGUUUCCGUGUCACGCUGUCGCAGACAACUAAGUAUACUGUUCCAGUAAGAUGUUUCUUCAAGUAGAUAUUCGGAAAGAAUUCGAUGCUAGCAACACCUAUGUUGUUGAAAAACAAACCACUAAAACCUACGGGAAGCAUCCGAAAUUAUUUAUUGUAGAUGGCGUAAAUAGUUUGUCGAGUGGAAACGUCAAGCAGAACAAAAUAAUUCCUAAUUCCAUCAGCAAACCAGGCCACGUACAUCUCGAUAAAAAGCACAAUAUUUGUCCACUCUGCGUAUAAAGAACAAAGGAGUCUAACGUGAACUCAGUCUGUCCCGAGAGUAUUCAGAAGGCGUCCUUCAGUUUGUGAGUAUACACGGAGCUUUUGGGCAAAAAAGCGCAUAUAUCGUCUAAGUUAUCAUUACUGUGGCUUUCUAUAUUCAUCCUUAAAAGAGAAAUCAUGACAUCGCGAGUCCUGAAGGGUAGAAUGAUUCUUUGGAAUUUACACAAGGAAGUGCAUUUUCCUCGGGUUAUUGACUAGUGAGAGACACAAAAUGAACUAUCUCGGGACGAGGCUCCGGAAGAAAACAGAAUAGGGAGGAAGGUAGUUAAAAUAAGGAGUACGAAAGUACUACAGGGAAAAGAGCGUUUCAUUGACAGACACUGUUAAUAAACACGCAAGGAUCUUAUUUGGAAGACGGGCGUUGAGGUUAAUGUAUUUAUGCAUAUAGAACCUGUUCGAAAACUGCAUAAGCUGAAAAUGUUAGUCCACGAACAAACAGUGGGUGUCAUCAUUUUAACGGUACAGUACCUGUGCUAACUCAUGAAAUGCCGAGGUCAAAAUUAUAGUGGAAAAUGUAGCGUAUUUUUGGUGUCGUUAUUUGUGUUUAUUUAGUUGAAAUAAGUACGAAAAGACCGUUUGCUGAAGGAAAGUUUGAUACGGAUCUGUAUAUUAAAUAGAAAACGGGCCGGAUUUAGGCGAAAUCGGAGGAUUCCUGAUAUUCAAGCAGUUUCCUACGCUAUUAAAGCUUUCGGAUCGAAAUUCUUCGUGUUACCUUAUUAAUCUGUUUAAGGAGAUUAAUAAAGGGACGAAAUUUUUCAAUGUACUUUCGAACAAAAAGAAAAAAUUAAAUUUCAAUAUCAAGAAAAUCAGGGAAAUGCAGAUAAAUUAUUUCUUAAGUUGUUCAGGAAAUAACGUGCGAUUCUCCAUCUAAAAAUUCUUUUUACAAAUGCGUAAAGUUUUAUGUUUCAAAAUACCGAAAUAAAAAAGUUUAUCAGUGUGAUUGUUUUACCAGACUGAAAAUGCGUGUCGUAAACGAAUAUAUAUUGAGUUCGCGCGACAUGCCGUCACUUUUCUCUACCUCGCCAAACGAUACCUAUGUCUAAACAAUACUUAUCCGAAGUUGACUUCCAGCGCAUUCGAAAAUUAGCGGCGGAGGGAAUCCCGCGUGAGUCGUUAGCUAGUAUUUUCAAUAUUAUUUAUUUUUAUCUCAGUAAAUAAUAUUUUCUUAACCGACCUUUGCUUUGUUUCUUUGACACAUCGUUUAUUUUCCGCUAUCAGACUUUGGGAGCCGUAGUGUUUACCGAUUCUGCGUUAAAGUCGUUAACCUGUGUUAAUUCGUGACAUUUCAUGAGUUAGCACAGGUACUGUAAUAUAGCUUAAUUGGGGUAGAGAAGAACACAAGUUAUCUAUAAGACUAAAUCAAAACAUCAGAAGAGAUAGGAGGAGCCGAGAAGGAGGAGUCGUUUUCCAGUUUAAUUAUCAUAACACUUCGGUCUAAGAGCAGUAUAUUACGAUACUGGGAUUAGAUUUUUCACCUUUAAAUAUUUCCUCCAAUUACAUCUGGACAUUGCCAUUUGCGGUUGUCUACUGCUCUUUUAACCAGACUGUCGAAGGCAGUGUUCAACUCCUUACCGGAAUUAGGCCAAACAUGCUCAAACAAUGAUGUCCUUAGCUUUGGACAUUGCGAGGCUCGCAAUGUAGAAUGGCAGGCUUGGACUCUACCGAAUCAUGUGGAAGUAUUCAGUCAUCAGUUAUCGCUAACGACAGCAGAAAGGUACUCUAUCACGAUAUAACACUUGAUACAAACGUUAGAUAUGAAAAAAACUUUCAAACAAUUUUUAAAGACACAGCAUCCCAUCCUCCGAGGCGCUAUCGGAAAUCCCAUAGUUGAUGCCCAGUUAACCGAUGAGAACUUCAAUGAUUUCUUGUCCAAAGACUCGACCACUCCGCUUCCGACCAUCCAGGCAUUGACCGGGCAGUUCUAGAAACUAUAACUUUCACUCUGUGGGACGUGACUGUUGCGAUUCGGCGUUUUCGUCAAUCUUAUAUUCCAGGCUCUGAUGGUGUCCCAAUAAGCAUUUUAAAAGCCGAUGCAAAUAUGAUUUUCCAUUCCCUAUUAUGCGAGAUAUUUAAUCUCGCUCUUAUAAGUGAAACUUAUCCUACCGUCUGGGAGGAAUCACACAUUUACCCAUUCCUAAGCACGGCAACUCUACAUAAUUUGAUGACUUUCGGCCAAUAAACACCCUCCCCGCAGUUUCGAAGAUCUUAGAGAUCUUGGAUGAUUGUCACUUGAAACUGUCCUCUUUCGGAAUAGGUGGCAAACUUAUAAAUUUUAUAUCCUCUCACCUGGGCACUCGUAAACAACGAGUUAAGAUUUCAAAUACUUCCUCCACCCCCACACGUGUGAGGAGUUGAGUCACUCAUGGUAGUAUACUCGGCCCGCUUUUAUUUUGCCUUUUCUUUAAUGAUGUACCCGAUUUAUUUCAGAAUAGCAAGCCCUUCAUGUCUGCCGAUGAUCUUAAAGUUGCAUACCGAUAUAAGCCGGCAGAUCGUUAAAUCGCGCUUGAGCUCCUAAAGAUCGACCUACAGACAUUCGCCCAGUGGUGCCGCACAUGGCGCCUUUCUCUUUCUUGGCAUAAGUGCUCAGUCAUGGUGGUUGGCGACGACCGCCAACCUCAACUAAGUAUUGAAGGUCACGCCAUAAAUGUGCCUGGGGUUAUUAAGGAUCUGGGCGUAUCAUACUCCAAGAGUUUCAAUCUCUCGGAGCACUGUGCCUUGAUAGUCUCCAAAACACGUAGAACGACCGGCUUUAUCCUCCGAAACUUUAAAACUAGCGAAAUAAGUAUGCGUCUUUAUAACAUGUACGUUAGACCUGGCCUGGAAUAUGUUUCGUUUUUAUUUAGCCUCAUGCGUGCUGCUGAGCGAAAGAAAAUAUAAUCCGUUCAACGUUUUUUUUACCAAGAGUGUCUUAACCCUGGAACACCGACACUUGUCUUUCCAAGAACGUUGCCGGCUUACAGGCCUUGAUCCGUUAUGGUUCGUAGAUUGCAAAAGGGACUAUUUUUGCUAUUUAAGUCAGUUUAUUAAGGGAAUGAGGCUUUCGCCCUUGAGCUCCCCAUUCAUAUCGAGAAACAAAAAUAAAGUCAUCAAUUACAUCAGCAAAUGCGGAAGGUUCAAAAGUUAGCGGUAAGUGUGAGCCAGGCGCAAACUGCCGCCGCUAAAACAAUCGUGAUUAUAUGUACAGUAGUUCCUCAACAAAUGAGCAUCUAGUCUACACAUCAAGGAUUCGACACUUUCGGAAGAACCACCGCACUAGGGAGUCCGUUCCCUGUCCCAAUGACCCUGUGAGAAAAGGCGUUCCGUCGGACGUCCGAAUGAGCCAGCUUCCUCUGCAGUUUGAAGGGAUGACCACGCAGACGGUCAGUCCCGGCAAAUUCGAAGAAUUCUUCAAAGUCUAGAGCACACUCACGGCCUCUGACAAUCCUGUAAGUUUAAAUGAGAUCGCUGCUCAGUUGCCUGUAAUUGGAAAGAAACAGAUUUAUUUCGGUCAGCAUGGUUUCCUAAAGCAGAUGAUGAAGAUUCAUGACCAUCUUCGUACCCAUCGUCUGUACUCUUUCCAGUCGUUGAUAAUCUUUCUUUAACUACGGCCGCCAGGCCUGGACUGCAUACUCUAAGUGAGACUGGACGAAUGCCCCAUAGGUUUUUCCGAACAGAUCUUUAUCGAUCUGCACAAAUCCUUGCCUCAGCGCAAAUAACACCCUUAUUGCACUUCUGGCUGCCCUUUGGCACUGUGCUGAUGGUUUCAGCGAGGAGGUCAUUAGGACACCAAAUUCUUUCUGUUACAAAACAUUUGAAAGGGACUGCCACCCAGGAUGUAUUGAAAGGAAUCGUGCUCCUUACUGGUCUUUUUGGUGCGGAUAAUUUGGGAUUCAUACUCCUUCCGUGCCUGACGGAUACAUUUUUUGACUGCAUUUCGUUGGCGACGAAAUUCUUUGAAAUGCGCUGGUGACGCAGUUUACUUGAAUAUUUUCCAUCUUUUGAUUUUCUUCCGUAGCUGCCUAUUUAGAUCCCUAGUUAACCAAGCUGGUUGACUAGUUGUUUUUUGUACUUUAGUUGAACAACAGCGCCUAAUCAGAUCGAGUGAAAUCGUCUUAAAAGAUCUCCAGUCGUCCUCCGGAUCUCCCCUGAGUAAUUGGUCUCAAUUCACGGACAGCAAUUCGUUCUUCAUCGUAUUAAAACCUGCUCUUAUACAAUCGCAUCUUGAACCCACUCAGUUCUUUAAGACAUCAUGUUCACCCCCGACGUAACAGUAACCGUGAGGUGUUUUUAGUUCUUACUCUGACACGUUCUGUUAAAUAUUGUCGGUUUUUUCUGUAAAUGCAAUUGCUAUUUGGAAUAAACUACACAGGAAUGUAAAAAACCGGCAAAAUUAUCCUUUGUUCAAGAGAACCAUUACUCGAUUUUUGCAUUCAGAAAAGCUCUCACCAAUUUUGGAUGCUGAAUCCAAUGAUCGACUCUACCGUAGCGAUGGUGAUUGUGGUCUCCGAACAAUAUGGCCGGCCUACCCAGGAAAAAUUUCUUUGGCCAGCAGCUACAGCUGUUCUUCGGCGCCUCUAUUUUGGCUAUCCCCAAAUUCAUGAAAGGGAUUGGCGACUGGUAAUAUCCGAUACCGUGCAACCUCCUCCCCCCUUCUUGACAGUCGAGAGUUUGUGAAAAGCUCCCACAAAUUUUUCAGCAUAUUUGGUAAGGAGAAUAGGCAAAGCCUUUGAAAACCCUAUUGAUUACAUGUCAGCUCGUUAGAAAUAACUGUACACGAACAAAAAAUCUUCGCUUUUAGAACAGCACUUAAUUCAUAUGAGUAGCAUUGUCUCGGAGAAAAUAUUUGUGGGGACGUGGGGUCUUACUUCAGAUUCAGACUGUCGAGGGAGAACAGGGGACACAAAUAAUCAUCCAAGCGUUUCUUGAAGAGUUGCAGGGACGUAGCCUCCACGACUGACUGAGGGAGAUCGUUCCAUUUCUCCACUACCCUCUGCGUGAAAAAAUUCAGAACGAAGAUUCAGCCUGGACAUAGUUGCCCGUAACUUCAUCGAGUGACCACGAAGAUUGGGUGAAAGGUGCCAAUGAAACAUGUCUUCACAGCUAAGUCCUUGCUCAAGGCCAUGUAUUAUCUUGUAGACGAGGAUAAGGUCACCUCUUUGCUGCCUGUAACACAGAGGGAAUAAGUUAAGGAAAUUCAGUCUGUCUGUGUAGGAUCGGCUUUUUAGACCGUUAACCAGCUUUGUUGCACGAUGUUAUGCCCGUUCGAGGCAUGCUUAGUCCUUUGCUAGCCAUGGCCGCCAUGCUUGUAUGCCAUAUUCUAAGUGGGGCCGAACAAAAGUGCCGUAAACUCUCCUAAAAAGGUCUUGGUCAAAGUUUACGAAAGUCCUUUUGAUCGCAUGCAGCACUCCCAUGGCGUUUUUUGCAGCCUUGUGGCACUGCAGUGUUGGUUUCAGGUUGUUCUGUAUCCAAACCCCGCGAUCCUUCUGUGAAGAUUCUGCGGGGAGUCUAAUAUCUUUCAGGUGAUAUGUCCUCAGGCUCUCAUUUGAAUGAGAGUUGGUUGGGCGCAGAUGAAGUACGGCACACUUCUCCACAUUGAAAUCUAGAAGCCAUUUCUUCGACCACGCUUGCAGUCGGUGCAGAUUAUCUUGAAGGGAUCUCGGAUCAUUUGGACCCUUAAUGACUUGCCAGAGCUUAACGUCGUCGGCAAACAUUAUUUUGCCGCAGUCCAGUUCCUGAAGGCUGUCAUUAACAUAAAGGACGAGGAGCAAUGGUCCCAGAACUGAGCCUUGAGACACACCACUGGUCACGUUCACCCAUUCUGACAUAUCAUCUCCGAUACAGACACGUUGUUUCCGACCAAAUAGAGACGUCCUUAUCCAGUUCAGAAGAUCUCCCCGGAUGCCGAUGACGCUCAAUUUGUGAAGAAGACGUUGGUGAGGGACAGUGUCAAAAGCUUUGCGGAAAUCGAUGUACACGACAUCGACCUCAAAACCCUCUUCUAGAGCCCUGGUUCAGAUCUCCAGACAAGCUAGCAGAUUUGGGAGGGAGGAACGUCCUCUCCGGAAGCCAUGUUGAAAAUCCUGCAAGAUAGUAUUUUCUUCACAAAACUGCUGUAUAGCGCUCUUUACUAUAGCUUCCAUAGUUUUGCAAGGGAGGCAAGUUAAGCUAAUAGGCCUAAAGCUGCUUGCUAUCAUCCUGCUACCUCCCUUAUGUAAGGGAAGGAGGUUAGCUGUCUUCCACUGUGAUGGCAACCUUCCUGUUCUCAUUGGCAGCUCAAAGAGAGUCGAAAGGGGCUUUGACAGCUCCGUUGAUAGCUCCUUAAGUAUCAGCCCGGGAAUUACGUCGGGUCCAGGAGACUUAUCAGGUUUUAUUCGACUGAGGAGGCGUCUUACUUCUUCGAAAGAAAAGACAAUGGUUUCAAUGACGGCAGUAUCUUGACGCAUUUGAAGCUCCCGGCUGUCUCGUUCCAUUUCAAACUGCUGAUUGUCUUCUGAGGACUCCUCCGUAAAAUCCGAUUGAAAAAACUGAGACAGUAAUUGCACUCUCUGAGGCUCUUCAACUAAUAAGUUUCCGAGGAUAUCCUUAAGACACGCAAUUUCGUCCCUAUGUUUUCUCCUACUGCGGAUGUACCCGUAAAACUUCUUGGGACAUGUAAUGGAUUCUGCCAUCAGUCGGCGCUCGAAAGAAGUUCUAGCAACCCGUAUUUGUUUGCGGCAUUUAUUGCGCUGAUCCUUAUAUUCGGAGAAUGACCUUGGAUCUCGAAGUUGCAAAUACUUUUUCCAUAGUCUCUGUUUCUUCUUCAUGGUCUUUUUUGUCGUCGGAUUGACCCACGGCGGUCGCGCCCAUUGUCUUGUUAUUUUUAUUGGACAAUGGGUAUCAAUUAAACGCUAUAUAAUCCCGCGAAAGUAAUGCCAAAAUUCGUCUGAAUCUCCCACGUUGACCAACCAGGUUUCCUUUAAAAGAGGACGUCUCAUUGUGUUAAAGUCACCCUUCCAAAUAUUUCUGCACCUCUUGAUUUUUGGUUGUUGGUUGGAUAGGAGAGAGCACACGCAGGUAAAAGCAAUAUUAUCGCUUAAACCGACUGGAGGUUGUGGAUUCACUCCCCUUAUGAGUCCUUCUUCUUUACUGAAAACGAGAUCUAAACAGUUAGAUCGUUGUCCUUCUCUCAUUCUUGUCCCGAAUUUUAUGUGCUGGAUGAGGUAUUCAUUCAGGGAGAGUUGUAGUAGCUUGUGGUCAAAUGACGUGGACGGGGCGUUUGUUAGGGGAAUGUUCCUGUCUAUUCCUGGAGCGUUGAAGUCACCCAGAAGUAGUAAGUUCUCCUGCUUACAUAACAACUCCAGUGCACCAAGUAAUUUCAUAUCGGCGCUUUCAUUCGAGCUAGGAGGCCGAUAGACAACACACAGGUUCAAUGUCGGUAAUUGUUUGAUAAAUAUCUUGCAUGAAAUUAUUUCAAAAUUUCGGGGCGCACCAUCGGAUAUUUCUCGUUGACAGCACGCAAUUUCAUUUGACACAUAAAUAGCUGUGCCUCCUCCUCUACGCUGAAAACUGUCACAACGGAACAGUUGGUAGCCUUCAUUACUGACUUCGCUACUACUUAUUUCCUCAGUCAACCAUGUCUCUGUUAGGACAAUUAUGUGUGGCUUCUGUUCAGAGACUAAUAAUCUGAGUCCAUCUAGCUUGUUUAGAAGACUCUUACAGUUAGUGUAAUAGAUUUCUAGACAGCGGACACUGGUGCGAGCAGCCUCAGGAGUUGGCAGCUUUGCAUCGGUUAGGCUGUCAGAAUGACUGGCAUCGGCCACAGAAAUGUCCUUUUGACCUGAAUUAUUUGUCCGUUUUUGAUUUCUAGAUGUGUUUCGCCGCUGCUUCUCCGCUUUUAGAGGCUGAAUCCACUGAUCGCCUCUACCGUAACGAUGGCGUUUUUGAUCUCUGAGCACAAUGGCCGUCCCACCAGGGACAAUUUCUUUGGCCAACAGCGACAGCUGUUCUUCGGCGCUUCUGUUUGCACUAAUCCCAACUGCAUGAAAGAACUUGGCGACUGAUAAUAUCGGAUACCGUGCAACCCCUCCCUUGCUGACGGUCGAAAGUUUACCGCCAGCAGUUUUUUUCUCUGAACCCUCCAAUCCAUAAAACACCCAUCAAUUAUAUUUUUAUUCCUUUUCCGCAGUAGUUUUUUCACUGCUGGCGGCUUUGUGUUUAACGCUUCCCUGACAAUGCCUGUAAACUGGCAUUAAAUAAAAUUAUUAUUGUUAUUAUCCUCGAGGAGCAGAAGGUAUGUGAUCCACACUUUUGCUGGCAAAUAGGUUCUGUUGAUCGGAUUAUAACUAUUUUCGGAUACUACGUGCUCUCUCAGUCUAAAACCACGGAACAGUGGAGCAUAAACAUUUGGAUAGGUGAGUUCGCUAAAAUGCGAAGGAGGUUCCAGCGUUAUCGUGAACUACCAUGAAGCGGGGAGCAGUUAGAUGCUUUUCAGGCUCCAUUCAGUCCCUCGGCGAAAAGCAUGAUUGGCUCUAACCGCGCACUCAGUCGGAGGAGAACGAAUAACUGUCAGAAGUUGAUAAACCAAGAGGUUCAGGUCACACCUAAAGAAAGAGAAGGUGCUGAAAAUGACUUCACCUUACGGUGAGUAACGAACACCCGUGAAAGCACAGACUGCAACGUGAUAGCGGUAAAAACGAAACUGAUGGACGUCAGUUAAACGUACUACUGAAUUGACUGCAACAGCCCAGAGUUCUCCGCGGCUACUUAAGUAAAUACGAAAUAAAUCGCACCCAGUCCCAGAGCCUAACAAAAGCCCUACUUCGCUUUAUUUUCUCUUCAUCAGCAUUCACUCAUGGACAAAUCCCCCUCCCCCUCCGCCUCCGCCUCCUCCUCCCCUCUUUCUCCUCUUCCCCCUUCUCCUCCUCCUCCUCCUCCUCCCCCUCUCCCUCUCCCUCCUCCCCCCUCAUCCUCACCCUUCCCCUCAACCUAAUCACGAAUGAUAAUAAAAUACGGCGCCGGUUGCGUCAGAAGACAAACUGUAAUCCCCAUGGCAUCGACGAGGAUAGAAUCGUUUUGAAUGAAACCGUUCAAGUCAACCGGUUCAGGUGGAAUUUACCAAUAUGCACGUCGGGAACUAGUUGACGUGCUGGGAAAACCAGUACUGAUGAUAGCCCCAAGAUUCAUGUAUGAAUGUAAACUACUGGAUGAGUGAGAAACUACCUUUCUCUCCCCCGUCUAAAAGUGACCGUUUAGACUGCAGUCAGAAAACUCUACCCUAUUAUUAAACCUUUAAUUUCGUGUAAACUCAUGGGACGACUUAUAAAGAGACCUUUACUGACGCACCUGGAGUAGACGAGCCAAUGGUAGGUCAACCAACAAGCUUUUGCAGAGGUCACGCGGGUCUCAUACGUGUUCUUUGUUUGCAGGAACAACAACCAAAAGUUACUGACUACAGCUACCGAAUUUAUCCAAUUUCCUUUGACUUAGAGAAGACCUUCUACCACUGUCUCCAAUGAAAUAUGUGACAGAACGAGUUGUAUAGGAUAACUUUCAAGUGAUAAGACUUCGUACCACCCAGACUGAAAAGUGUAAUUUCUGGUCAAAUGGCAUCCGAAAUGGCACCAGUAUAAAGGGCAGACCUGCUGGUUUGGGUAUUGAGUCUAUUACUCUUUCUCGGUGAAAUCAGCGACUACACCAACUAUCAUAACUGUGAAGUCGUAAUGUCUGCUGACUAUAUAGGAAUCUUAAAGCAGUCAUAUUUGGGGAAUGCGUACAGAAACUUCGAGGAAGCGUUGACAAACUGUCUAUUUAGCCCGGUAACGAGUUCCUAAACUUAAAUAUAUGCAAAUGUUUAGUCCGGUCGUAGACGCUUUCUAAUAUAACAGUAUUACAUAAACGGAAUUUCAUCAAAGGAACUGAACGCACAAAAACAUUCAAACAUUUGAGUGAGUAAAACUUGAUGUCAUCAGGACACCGUGCAUAAUCGCAUAUAACUGGUAAAGGUUCUAACGAAAUCUCCAUAGAAAUAUAAGAGAACACUAUUAAGGAUAGGGAAUUGUGCGAAAUACAUGAAAAGGGAGCAUUAGUUGGAAUAUGAAAAAUUGUCAAGUAUAAAGGAAUCGCUCAGAGAGGCGGACUCACGAACAUCUUUCAGAUGACUGACAAUAAUGUACCGCCAACAACAAGCACGGAGUAGGAUCGGAGACGAAGUGAUAACUGUAGAGAAUGAGCUUUGCGGGUUGGUAGUUGUGGAUUGUCAGUUUUCGAGGGGAGGGGGGGAACACCGGCUAUCCGCAAGGACACGAUAUCAUACCGAUUCAUUCUAUAUCGAAGUGGAAGGGAGGCCAAACAAUGACUUUUUGACACACGUAAACAACUCUUUUUCGGUUGAGGUUGAGUCAUUACACUUGAAACUUGGAGAGCUCGAGAAAUUUUGGCCAUAUCUCCAUCUCCUAUGUAGAGUGACUUUCUUCAUAAUCGCAGCACAAAAAGGCCGUCUUCAUACAGAUAAACUGACGAUAAGUUGGCCAGGAAGGAUGACAAUCAUGAUCACUUGACUACUUCCGGAAAAACUGUUCAAUAAUACCAGAUAGAAUAGCGACUACAAAGGACUGCCAAAAUUGAUCUGAGGUCGUAGUAACCACGUUUUGAUUGGUUUUGCGGUGGCGCGGGCCCGGUUGAAUUUCUGGUUCUUCGGUGGUCGUUCAGUUCAGUUCAGUUCUUUGUUAGUUCAACUUAUUUUCCUUUUCAUCGACUUCUUUUUUAAGAGCAACCUUUCGUUAUGUGUGGGCGAAUUUUUGCGUCACUUGGUUUCUUUUCAAGCCGUCCGAUGGAGAGGCUACUUGGUAUACACCUGUUAGAACAGCUGUUAUUGUUCUGGAACAAUCUUUGUUAUGUCUCAGAAGUGUCAAUAUUAGAAUACUUUAGUACUAGUCUCCAAAUUGUCGAAACGGCCAACCGGAGAAUUUGCGUGUGCUCGUGCCUUUGACGGCGUUCGCAAUGGCUCAUUUAGCUGGCGUCAUCUUGGAUGAUCGCCCCCAACUGGAUUCGGCAGAACAAAAACUUUAGUCAGUAGGUACUCCAGGCGAGCCUAUCGUAGGUCAUUGGACGGAACGUGCUCGCGGGAUAAGCCCUACUCGCAUCCACCCACUCUUUUGUGACUCGAACGUCUUUAAACAGGACGGAGCCAUCGCUGUCCGAGUUCGGCGACUUGCCGAUUAGGCUUGUCUUAUGCUGAAUGUAUGCGAAGGCGGUUCCAAACCGCAUAAAAAUAAUAGUGACCGGCUGGAUCUCCAGGUCUGUAAUGUUAUAUAAAAUUACCUUUUGUAUGGGUAUGUUUUGACUAUCAGCAGACUACUUCAGAGCUUUUUAAGACAUCACAAAACCACGAUGGUUUCCCAUAAUCUGUCUACAUCUCAUUUUUCUGCUUAAAUUUUAAAGUACUCUGCAUCUGAGACUUAAGCAUGGAACCGUUAACGGAUGGCAAGCUUGCCUAUGAGGAUUUGCAAGAGAUAAGAUGCUCGACGACUUACGGUUUAUGUGGUUCUCUAGACUCUGACUAAGUUUAUUUUACUAGAUCAGACUGGGUGGACCUCACGUCUCGCUGCGGACAGAAAUAUAAAAAAGACGAACAUCCUACUAAUGCAAGAGCAGCGCAGCCUUUUAGCUGUCAUAAAAAAGUUUAUUUUUUGUCAGGAUAAGGACCUCUUCAAUCUGCACCAACUAUCACAAUUUCUGGCAGCACUGUAAUACUUUUGACACUGAAGACUAGAUUUUAUAUCACCCACGUCCUGCCCAUGCUCCUGUAUCAGUCAGAGUGAGUCUUAGUAGACUGAAGUCAUAAUCAAGCUUAAGACCAUCAGCCACUGUUGCCUGAGGAAAAAAGCAGGUUUAGCUAACCAAUGUAGAGAUGCCUGUCCCACACAUAUCAGUGUGCACAGUCAUCAAAGCAUGUUGUCAGUCUGCAUCCUCGCCACUGGCUCGGUUACAUUUAGUUUUUAUCGUUAUACUUACCAAAUUGUAUGCUGUUUGCACUAACAGCCCCGGGGCAAAAGUCAGAGGCGAGCUGCGGAUCCGUGGCACUUACAACGCAUCCAAACUGUUGCAUCACAACCUAGUUCGUUUAGUCGAAGUAAACUUAUCGAAUGAGAAAACGGAUACCUCCCAUUUUACCGGGUUUUACAUGCUACUACAGCCAUUGACACGUUUCUUCUACUCUCUGUCGGGGCCGAGCAGCAGCCAGAGUUGAGUAACCUAGCAUCAAGUCCUUAGUUGACUAUUAUGCCUCAGGAAGCCAUCCGGUAGUAAACUUGCAGACAAUUUGUGGUAGUGUACUGUUUUCUGGCCAUUUGGGCAAACCAUGAGUUUUCAUUGCGCCCACAGCUAAGUGCGGAUUUAGUUCAACGCCGGCUCACUUUUCGCAAAAUUUGCAACUGCCAAUCCCUGCUUGCUGAAUAAAAAGUGGAUGACGAGCUAAAACAUCACAGCAUAUUUAGCUUCUAGCUGCAGUAACGAUAUUGCGUAAUCCACUAGAGGCGAAAUAUGCGACCUACGCGACGGCGACGACAACAAUACAUAGUUAAGUCGCGCAGUUGUUUUCCAGAUAUUUUGGAGCUUUAUCGGGACAAAAAUCGCAGAAUAAUGUCACUUGUGCAUGUGCUGCCCAGCUUCUACAAGUCCUGAGCCUUUUCUUAAGGGAUGCAGCGGGCUUUUUAGACUACACUCACGCGUUCUAGUCGUCAUACACACACUUUAUAGUUUGGUGCAGUCAGGGGAUUACUGAUACCGGGCAAGUUUCACUUACUGAUACUUAAUAUGGUCUUGAUAACGCCUAGUCUAGCCGGCGUCAGUGAUGUUGUGAACAAUGCCUACCAGUGGCACUCAGAUUUUCAGUUUACCUCCCGCCCCCGGUUAGCCAACAGCCAAAGGGCAGGGAACGAAGGACGCGCUCGAACUAUUUCGUUUGUCUUUUGCGGAUGACCCUUGAUACCCAUGCGAUGUUCGAACGAGUUCGGACUUUGUCAUUUUAGAGGACGUCGUAUUUUCACUUCGGGGUGUUUGACAAACGGCGGCAGCCUAAAACUUUCAAGUACACUGCCUAGCUUUCACAGCAAUGUGGGAGGACUGACCGGACGGAUCCCGCCACAUGUGUGUUUGUGGCGACUGAUAGAUGUCGAUGGGCCAGUAAACACUCUUGAAUGUUUACAGAAUGCCUCCGAGAAGCGUUGAAUCGGGGAACGAUGUCUCUGGUACUGCAUUCACUUGACAUAAACUUGACCCUUAGAUAUUGUCGACCGACCACUUCAGAAUUAAUAAGGAGCACCUCGACUCGGUACCACAAAUUCACCUCGUAGUCUCAUUCUACCACGAUAUCGUCUUAGCUGCCCGCCACGACUUCGUCAACUGUCUUUCCGCAGAUCUCUAGGUUUAGAAAGAUUAGAUCAUUCUCGAUACCGACCGGAAGUUUCUCGCAAGAGGCUAUCCUGUAAGCAUUUUUCGCGAUUAAACUUGUCGAUCUGAUGACCUUCCGGCAGAUAACUGACUCUUUAAGAAAAUGUAGACCUAACCCCAACAGGAUCUUUGAAAGACCGCGGAUUGUCGCUUUGCAGUCCACUGGCUGCCUUUUCCUUUCUAGGUUCAGAGCUAUUCUUUGGGCAAGUUAUGUCGGGUGCACCAUAAAGUUGGGCCAUUAAGAGCGACGUGCCUAAACGGUAUUUUGAACGCCAAUCUGGAAGAGGGGUGCGUGUCUUUUAUUUAUUUUUCAGUUUUUGCCAGUAACAGUGUCCGUUAGGGGUGUCAUGCACUCAGACUUAAUUUUGUUAACGCUGUCCUGAGAGGCUCGGUUUAUAGUUCGACCGAUAAUGUGGUAGGAUUUGCACAGAUAAAGUUAGCCACAUUGUCGUCCGAUAAUAAAACUUUUUGAGUAAUGGUAGUUUGCCUAUCGAAAAUGACGGCAUCCACCGCUACCCCACGAAGUGGGCGCAGGAGUUACUUGUGCGUGGAUUUGUUUGUACUGAGGCAGACUUGUUCUGCAUCUACCCCAUUCUCCGGUGCUCCGACGGCAGGACAAGCGGAGACGGACAUGAGUGCAGUGGCCUGCAAAGCUAAACAGUCCAUCAACGCUCGUCUCACACGACUUAGUCCCCACCACACAUGCAUCGGACUACAUUUAAGAAGGAUCUCGGAUCUCACGUAAGUGAGAGUGCUACAAAGGUUAUAGUAAGAAGUAGCUGUUGCAGCCCGGCUCUUAAUCAUGUUAAGAACCGAUUUAUCACGUCAGUUGAAAACAUUCCUAGCAAGUCAUAACUGAUAGCGCGUCUUGAUAGAUUUAAGUGCGUCAUAUCUACUUUAGCGAGGAAUUCGCUGGUGUGCCUCGAGGAUGGAGUCGCAAUAUUGGCCUCACUCUCUCUUUCCUCUCACAUGCACCAUUGACCUGUCCACGUUAGGCUGACCGGGAAUGAGAUUGCGCGUAGCAGUCGACAGAGCCGAGUGGUCCGUCUGCGCGUUUCACACACGAUCUAGUCCCUACAGCACUUGUACCAGGCGGCCUCAAAUGACGCACUCGUGGUGUAAGUGGGAUUUCCACAUCUUUACAUGCGACUUUUCGCCUGUCAUAUGGGUUCUGGAAAACUCCAUCGCAUGCGUUUUGCUGUUCUGUGAGAUAUGCUGUUAAUAGCAGUAAUGCAUACCCGUGUGAUCAUGUGCAAUCGAAUUGAGUUUCUGUAUGCACAUAAGACAGUGUUGUCAGUGGGUCUGUAUUAAGUCUUGUUACCAGAGAUCUUCGUACGUGCGCGUAUGCCAGAAGGGGUCUACGCGAUGUCUUAGUGGUCCGAGGCAGAAUGUGCAGGUAGGCCUGUGUAACAAGUGUAUAUUGGGGCUCCAGACACUGGUUCACCGGCCUCGGUACGAUUGAUUCACAAGUGACUGACCAGGCCGAUCCUUUUUAGAAAGUGCGGUCGCAAUGAGAACGGGUUGGGAGUGAGCCAACAUUGCUGGUGGAGGGGGUAACGGCAGUGAUAGGGGGCAGAAUAAGGGUGUCUUCACCUGUGAUACUAGCAGUAGUGUUUUGCAGGAGUGGGAAGCGUGUCGGUCGUGUUGGUUUUGUACUGGGGCUGGAGAUACCUAUUGGGGCCACCCCGCGCCCUGAAUACCCGUUUCUUAUGUGGACACGGUGGCGCAGGCAACGAGCCCCUCUUUUUAUCAUGGCCUCUGCCACUCGGUCGACUUCAGGUAUGCCUGGCCUGCUUUUCGCAGCAGCGCGCCACCCCUAGCUUUCCUCUGCAAAUCUCCCCAGGACUCAGGGUUGAUUUGCAGGUGCUUUAUGGGAGUCUUCAGGAUGUCCUUAUAUCGUAGCCCUGUAAAUCUUCGAUUUUGUAUUCAGGCGGAUGCUGCGACGAUUCCAGGCGAAGUGUUGCAGCCUGCCGAAAACCGGACUGGCUUUGGCGAUCUCGUUUUUGUGGAGAUGGUGUCUGCAAGGUAAUAUGUAUGCCGAGCUGCAUUAGGGCUGAUCAUAGGUUCUUCGUAGUCAGCAUUUAGCAUCUGUUAAGGCGUGGGUACCGUCUUCUCUGCACCGAAUGUCAUUCCGGAGCACAGAGGUCCAAGCUUCGCUGAAUGCCCUCGCAUCGUGGUGUUCAGUGCGCAAUUGUCCGCGAACAAGAAGUCGUGGACACCGACCUUGGAGAUUCAAAUAUGCCUUUUUUCGGGGGUCUUAGCAGUCGUCCACAGGUUCGGUAGUCGAUGUCCGUCCUCGAGCACUCUUCAUGAUAGGCGUCUACUAGCAUGGCGGAAGAAUGAGGCUUAAGAGGCUAAGAGUGAGCAUACAACUCUGCUUUAUUACAUCUGUCACAGUGGAGACUUCCAAGACUGACCUAUUGUCCGUGACACGUACCAUCGCUCUGUUGUGUAGUUGUUUCGCCAAUUGAAUGAGUCGUUUCGAACACCCGAAGUUCAGCAUGAUUUUCUCGAGUCCAUCAGAACUUGAUAUUUCAAAGGCUUUUGCCAGAUCCACAAAGGUUUUGUAGAUUUUGGUCGGAAUUUAUCGUCUCUUUUAUUUGGGAGGUCGCGAAGAUCAUGUCCGUGGCUCCACGGUGUUUCCGGAAUCCGCAUUAUGAUACCAAAAGGAGUCCCUGUUCCAGUUGCAUGUUCGGACGAUUGAGGCACGCAGGCAAACAUCUUACCAUCAUUGCUGAUGAAGGGGUUUCUCUGAUAGUUGCCGGGGACUUGAUGAUUCCUUUACGUUUGUACGUAUGGACAGUAGUUUCAUCUUCGAAGUCUUGUAAAAUUAUUCCUUGUCAUCACGUCUGGAACAGUAAAAUAACUUCGUCCGCAAGUUAGGAGCUACCAUAUUAAUUUCGGAUGGAAUUGAGUCGACACCCCAAGCUUCUCCACUGAAUUGGUGUUGCGCUGCCAUGAUCGUCUCCUGUGCUGAAGGAAGGCGAUCGAGGCCGAAAUUUAUGUCCUCAUCAUCUAUGGUUUACACGCAAACUAAACGGCUGUCUGGGAACACUUGAAGUGCACGGCCCAGUGAUGCAGAACUUGUGACUUCUUUGACAUUAGGGUCGGGCCGUCCUGGCUUUGGGACCGUAGACGGUUUUUAUGGUCGCAGAUAAAUUCUUCACUUCUCCAGCCGUCCGAGCUAGCCGCUCGUCUCAACCUCUGCGGCAGUAGGCUCAAGCAUCGGCUUAAUGCGGUUUUAUUGGCGUCGGUCCUAUUGUUGACACAGAUCGUGCGAGCAGGUAUCGAAUUUUGUUGUAGUUAUCUCACUACUCCUAGUGCUGUCGGUGGCGCGGCCGAUGAUUUUCAGAGCAGUGGAGUGGAUAGCGUUCUGCGGUUUCGUCCGUUGGGUCCAGUCGACGUUCAAUGCGGCAGUGCACUAUUUUCCGCGUCUUUGCCUACCUUGCGGGGUCUGUAGAGUGGGCGCUCCACCUGGUAAGGCAGUAGUCCGUCCAGUAAUUUGCACUACACACCGUCUUACUCGCUGGCACCUCACAUUGGCCACGCCUCCGGAUGAGGACAUAGUUCAGCAGUUGCCAAUACCGCGAGUGAGGGUGCAUCUCGGGAAGGAAGAAAAAAAGCGGAAGAGUGUGUUGGUAAGAAUACUAUUCUCUGUGUAGGCCAGCAGAAGAAGGCCAUUGAUGUUCUAGCUGUUGAUUCCGCAGGCGCCCAACAUUCCCUCCCAGGUAGCGCUUUCUGUGCCGGCGUAGUCAUUCAAGCCACUAAAGACGAUCAAUUUGUCGUCCUCGGCACAGUUGUCAGGAAGACGCGCAGGUUCUCGUCGAAUUUGCUCCCUUCAUCAAACCUAGUCUUUGGUGAGACGUCGACAUUAGUGAGGGUGACGAAUUUGUUCCGGCUAACAGAACUAUCCUCCAUCCCAGUCGGUUCCCCAUUGGAUUAUCGCAAAACAUAUCCAUAGAUAAGGCCGUUCCGUCAUCCCAGGUGAUUGCUAAAAUCCGUGGCAUGCCACGGCGUUACAGUGGAAAGACAGUUCUGACUACCUUGGGCAUACAUUGUUACAUGCCGCCCUCUCCGUAGGACGCUUUAUUUGGAGGUAGAGAGGAAAGGCGAGGAUAAGUCAGAAGACUGCCGCGUGUGGACACAGACGCUGGACACCACCAUCGGGUUUAGCCCGUUGGUCAAAGACGGUUACCGGCGUGUGGCCGCCGUGUCAGGCACAGCUUCGUGGAGUCAAAGAUAAGAGCUGGGUGUCAGGGCAGACUAUCUACUUGGUUCACGGACACGUUUGGCGGGACCGUCAGUGUAUUGCUUGUAAGCACUUGCUGCCACCAUAGUCAUGCCCGCGCCAACAGACCUAGACGGAGUUGCCAGUGCUAAAUCUUCGUGUGUGGCGAUUGCCGGCAGUGUAUCUGCAGUAGGGUACCUCCCACAAGGCAUUGUCAUGCAGCGGGCAUCGAUUUCAUUAAUGAACCGAUAGUGACCGUACAGCCGCAACGAUACGCCGUACAUCCCACAUUCUAUCUUCCAAGGUGACGUGCCUUUUCACGCAUUGAUAAUGAUUGCCAAAGCAUUCAACUAGUGUAUGACCCUCAUCUAGUGGCGCUAUCAUCUAGCGAUUGAAUGCGCGUCUCAGAAGAAUCUUCAGGUGAGAGGGACUCCUGCAUUGCAUAGACUGAUAUAAGGCUGACCUCAUGCUUACGUUUUUUACCAUGUCCAACUGGGACAUAAUGUAUGUGAACGUCCUUAAAGAAAAUCCUUCGAACGUCUGGCUUGCAGUUUAUUGUCAUUGCGCCAGCCGCGGGCAAAGGAGCUCGACAUCUUAAGAUGAAAUACAUACAAAGCUUUACUUUCCCCAAACUUAUGCGUUUAGCUCGCGAGGUAACAUGAGUAAUUAGGUGAUUUUUAUAUGAAUAACUCCAUGACGGCGGUUUUCUCAUGUGUUUGAAUGAUUUAACUCUUGAGUCUCACCCUAUGGUUUUGCGAUCGGAAUCACGAUGCCUCCGAGUCAAGCAAUUAUCUUAACUUUGCGCGAGCUAACAUUAAUUUCCUUCCUUUGAAGGCCUUACCUUUCUACAGAAGCAGCCAUGCAGCCGUACGAAUACACGGACGAGGAACUUGUCCACAUGACUACAGUGCAACUGCGAAAUCUUCUCGAGCAGCACAUAAUCAGUCCUGAGCAACAUCAUGAAUUUCGUAGUCGUCGACGUCGCCUUCAGAAUCGCAAAUAUGCCAGACGAUGUGCGAAGAAAAAGCAAACAGAAGUUGCCGAGCUAACAUAUGCAACUCAAAAUGAGUCAUCAGCUAUAAAGGUGAGUCGUGUCAUUUGAGGCUCUCCGUGCUUCUUCCGGCUGAAACUCCACAAACCUUACUUUCUAGAAACCUUAUUUCUUUCCAAUAAAGCUUAAUUAUCUGCCGUCGGGAUAUUUUCCUACGGUUGUUAGGUUCAGUUCAGUUCUAUUAAAGGAAAUAUAGGCGAGCGCCUUUGAAUUUCCUGUUGGUUACAAAACAUUUAGAAAUUACAAAUCAUAGCUAAGUUACUUUUGCCCCUCGUACUCGUUACGACUUUCGAAGUUGUCCCAACGUCAGGUUGGAGUAGAAUCCACCGAUCUAACCGGAUGAAUUGCAAGACGGAAAAUGGACGUUUCAGUGUUGCCGAGGGCGUUUGUGUCCAGAGCGCUCGCAUACGGUUGCACAACGACAAGCGCUUAUUAACUAAUAAGUGGUACUGAAAAGGACAAGAGGGCUUGAAAAAUCCAUUUUUAUUUUACCGGCCGUUCUCAGCCGGUCAUACCUCAAGCCCAGACGGCCACUUGAAAUUUGAACUCGAGUCAGUUGGUCCUCAAGCAUUUCUAGGCCAAGUGAUCUACCACUUGAACUACGGACCCACCCCUUGUCACUCGACGUCGGGAAUAUCCAAGCGCACAUUGGGGACGACAUUCAUUGGUCUGUCAUGCCUGUAGGGAAGAUGGCUUCUCGUGUUGUGUUUGGGCUAUGAAUCCAGUCCUUGCAGGACUACUCAAGAAUGCCCGAUGAGCGGCCAGCUCUGGUCGAAAUCCCGGUUUUCGCUUUUUGGUGUGGUUGGCUGAUUAGGGUAAAUACCCCAAAAACGGUCUAACCCGUCCAUUCGUUUUUAUCAGUAUCAUUUGUUCAUAGUAUCUGUGUGGUUAUGUUUUCCUUUGGCAAUUUUCAUUGUGACUAUAUCGGCCGGUUCUGGAGUUGUUAACCCGUGCAAAUUUUAGCCACUUGUUUUUCUAGCCCUUAAACCAUGAACCGCAGCACCUGCGCGUCUAGCUUUUACCACAGCCCUUGUCCAUGCAGUUGAAAGUCGUUGCCAGCGAAGAUCCACUUCUCUUGAAAUGGCGUUUCCGACAGCCUAAAUUGUAGGCUAAUACGGCCAUUUGAGACGAAGGGCACAAUUGAGCUGGCGAACCAGUGCCUGGAGUACCAACACACUCGUCGCAUCCGCCUCAACUGCCCUUGCACAUUCAGCCACCACAUGGGCCUACUAAGUCAUAUGCGCAUUCACGAGAAUCUGCGGUAGACAGCCGCCAGCUACACCACAUCAUCACGCCAUCUCCCACCCAGCACCUGCACCACACAACAUCACCCAUCACUACACAAAGCAAGCGCUCAAUUGACAAUACUCACUUAGGUGGGAAGUGUGCCUCUCCACUCCUUCUCCACGUGGCUACUCUGCUGCAUGUGUGAUUCGAGUCUGAGACUAUCACAGUGCGUCAAGCGCCGUGGCUUGGAAAGCUACCGACCGACGCCUCAACUCAGACCAUGUAGUCAGCCGAGCUGUGUGUGUUUGUCUGGAGAGAUGGACUGAUGGGCUGAAAGUCAGGCUGCAACGACUCCUUUUUAACGUGACCUCUGGCGUCCACAUGCAUGUGUAUUUGGGUAGUGCCUCCCAGUCGAUGACUAACCGGUUACCCCACCUUUGAAGGAUAAUGGCCCAGGCUAGAUGCAGGGCUACGUCUCACAUCUCUGUGCCUUACGGGUGGAGGGCGUCUGCUGUGCCAUGAUUCAGUAAACCAUGGCCGUCGCAGCCUGGCGUGCGCUGGCAGUUCUCUUGCAGUUGACGCGCUUGCGCUCUCGCUGGGUAUGCAGGUGUGCAUGGUUACCCAGUUGUUAAUUAAAGUCCUGGUUAAGUGUUUGCUGUGGGCCAGGGGGUGUGGUGGUACGCCUAGGUGCUAGUCCGGUCAUUCCAAUCACCUGCACCCCUUCCUGCCUCCGGUCUUCUUGCCUAUGUCUUGACACUGGGUCUAGGUGGGGGAGGAGAGAGUGCGGUAGGUGCUGCGAAACUCUACCCUCACUACAAACUAAUUCACGUUCAAGUCACUGCGCCUGUCUCACCUUGCUGCGGAGCACACGGUGGACAUCGUCGGCGACGGCGGUCGGACAGUCUUAUAUACCCGAUCUUGACCGACAGAACGUGCCCGUGGCUUCAGUGGUUAGGACUUCUAACCAACAGGUCGCGGGAUCGAGCCUCAGGUGUUGCACAUUCCGGGAUUGGGUGUGCCUGGAUGACGACGGCUAAUAAGCCAGAAAUGGUCACUCCAGUCUUCCUUGUCUUUGUCGGCAGUGCUACCCCAACUCAGUACUCUUUUGCAGUCUGUCUGAAAUGAUCCAUUCUUUUGUGUCCUUUAUGACACUCACGUGCAUCGUGACCGGAGCUUGUCGCGCACGAAGCCAGGCGUCAGGUCGCGUGUGGCACGCGUAAACGAACUGUUUAGCCUUAUUACCCACUGCACCGUUCGCUUUAAUUUUGCCAAAAAAACACGAUAGAUGUAAGAAGUGUAGUAGGUGCUACGAAAGUCACCGGUGUUCACAGUGUAUUCUUUGUUCUCUUUGCACGCAUUGGACGAGCUAUCAUAGCACAUGGUCAACUCGGAUUCAUAUUAUUUCAAGAUCAUUAUCUACCGUAGGUAAUUUUGAAUCCCAUCUGCAAUGUUUCCGGCUGUCACAGGUGCUUAAGUACAGUCGGCUAAAAGAUUCCGAGGAUUUUGCUUGUAUUUCGGGUGUUCCAUUUUUACGUAUGUGGUUUUGCCCCCCUAGCUUCUGCAAAGUUAGGACGGUACUACAACUUCUUCUGGCCCCAAAUACCAAGCAAAUUGAUGUUGCCCACUAGAGCAUUUACUAGGUGUCGCAUAGUUUACAAUCGACUAGAUCCAUCCCUUAGCUUGAUUUGCAUCUGAUUUUUCAGUCCGAUUUGACCACUCACGUAGCACGCCGACGCCUUACUCCCGAAAACUUUUCUGAAUCAGCCUUCCUCUUUUACAGCUGCUGAGACAACAGCUGCUCAGCCUGAACAUGUCGAUCGACAGGAUUGAACGUCAAAUCCAGCACCUUACCAAGAUAAAAAACGAGGAGAGCCUCGCCUCCUCACCGCACUCUCUCCGGAUGCUGUCCGCCGAUGGGGCGGAACUCGGUUACGCACUUGUCGUCGGGAAUCGCUCAGCAGAGGUGGAUCCCAGGGAGACAGGAUCAGCUUCCGUAGUCGGGCUCACUCGAACCGCCUUACUGCCGACACACAGUAUAGUCAAACCGGAGGGCUCAGAUUUCACCGACAACACAAACACUCCCACGAACAGUCCGAAUCAGCUAGGCCGCCCGAUGACCCCGCCGAAGAACACGACCCACUUAAGACGGGCCCCACCACAACAGUCCGCGGGCGCGUGCUUCAGCCUAUCGACAGGACGUCAGGCAACGGAUAUUAGGCGAACGGCGCCCGCCCUUAGCAUGCUCAGACAACCUCCACUGCUUGUGUCGCCGGCCGGCGGCGGGCUCACACGUAGUGGAAGAAGCCUCGCUGAUUAG
Molecule: messenger RNA, 22748 nt
Organism: Spirometra erinaceieuropaei
Lineage: Eukaryota; Metazoa; Platyhelminthes; Cestoda; Diphyllobothriidea; Diphyllobothriidae
Source: the annotation of a GenBank genome assembly